AUGCAACAACCCGAGGAGGGCGUGGUCGCCGUCGAAAAGGUCCCCAGUCAGAAAAAAAAACCACUUGAUGAUGCUGCUUCGACUACCUCCACCUCAAAGAAUGGCUCCAAAAGCGGUUCCAAUGGCUCCAAGGGUACACCCAGUUCCGCCGUCACCGCAGACGACGAGGAUGCGCUCUUCGCCCACCUCCCACCACACGAGCAGGAAAUCCUGAAAUUACAGCUCCAUGCACCUACCGUUGCGAUCUCCUGGUUUGGCCUGUACCGCUAUGCAUCGCGCAACGAUUUACUCAUCCUAGCCGUCAGCGCUCUCUGCGCCAUUGUCGCCGGUGCCGCGAUGCCUCUCUUCACCAUCCUCUUCGGCGCAUUGGCUACGGCUUUCCAGCAGAUUACUUUGGCCAACAAUGGCAUCGGCAAUUACACUUAUGAUCAAUUCUACCAUGAGCUCACCAAGAACGUCCUGUACUUUGUGUACCUCGGUAUCGCCGAGUUCGUCACCGUUUACGUCAGCACUAUCGGCUUCAUCUAUACCGGCGAACACAUCACCCAGAAAAUCCGCGAACACUACCUCCAGGCCAUCCUGCGCCAGAAUAUCGCUUACUUUGAUAAACUCGGCGCUGGCGAGGUCACGACCCGCAUCACGGCUGAUACCAAUCUCAUCCAGGAUGGUGUCUCUGAGAAGGUCGGCCUCACGCUAACCGCUCUCGCGACCUUUGUCACGGCCUUUAUCGUGGCAUACAUCAAAUAUGCCCGUCUGGCAGGUAUCUGUACCUCAACCAUCGUCGCCCUGGUGCUGGUUAUGGGCGGUGGAUCCCGGUUCAUCAUCAAGUAUAGCAAACUCUCGCUGGAAAGCUACGGUGCCGGCGGUACCGUCGCCGAAGAAGUCAUCAGUUCGAUUCGCAACGCGACUGCUUUCGGCACCCAGGAUAAAUUGGCCAAGCAGUACGAGGUGCACCUUCGUGUUGCAGAACGCUGGGGUAUGCGCCUGCAGAUGGCGCUGGGCGUCAUGGUCGGCGCUAUGUUCGGCAUCAUGUUCCUUAACUACGGUCUCGGCUUCUGGAUGGGAUCGCGGUAUCUCGUUGCCGGCGACGUGAAUGUCGGCCAGGUUCUUACUAUCCUGAUGGCUAUCUUGAUCGGUUCCUUCAGUCUGGGUAAUGUUGCUCCCAACGGCCAGGCGUUCACCAAUGCUGUCGCGGCCGCGUCGAAGAUCUUUGGUACUAUUGACCGUGUCUCGCCUGUGGAUCCUACAAGCGAUGAGGGACUGACUCUCGACCAUGUCGAUGGUGAUAUUGAGUUCCGCAACGUCAAGCACAUUUACCCCUCCCGCCCCGAGGUGACUGUCAUGCAAGAUGUCUCCCUGAAGAUCCCCGCCGGUAAGACCACUGCGCUGGUCGGUCCCUCUGGUUCGGGAAAGAGUACCAUUGUCGGCCUUGUGGAGCGCUUCUAUCUCCCCGUCGGCGGUAAUGUCUAUCUUGACGGUCACGAUAUCCAAGAAUUGAACUUGCGCUGGUUGCGUCAACAGAUCUCGCUGGUUAGCCAGGAGCCUAUUCUCUUCGGAACGACUAUCUACGAGAACAUCCGCCACGGUCUCAUUGGAACUCGCUUCGAGAAUGAAUCCGAGGAAAAGAUCCGGAAUCUGAUUGAAGAUGCUGCCAAGAUGGCUAAUGCCCACGACUUCGUCAUGGCUCUGCCCGAGGGUUACGAGACUAAUGUUGGUCAGCGCGGUUUCUUGCUCUCUGGUGGUCAGAAGCAGCGUAUUGCCAUUGCCCGCGCUGUUGUUUCCGACCCGAAGAUCCUGCUGCUGGACGAGGCGACUUCCGCUCUGGACACCAAGUCUGAAGGUGUUGUGCAAGCAGCUCUUGACCGUGCUGCUGAAGGCCGCACCACCAUUGUCAUUGCUCACCGUUUGUCCACCAUCAAGACCGCGCAUAACAUUGUUGUCUUCGUCAAUGGAUCGAUCGUCGAACAAGGAACUCACGACGACCUCCUGGAGCUGGACGGCCCCUACUUCAAGCUCGUCGAGGCGCAACGCAUCAACGAAGAGAAGGAGGCGGACGCACUGGCUGAAGAGGAUGACGAAGACUCCGACGAACCCUACGAGAAGCAAGAAAUCGCCCGCAUCAAGUCCUACGCCAGCGCCUCAUCCAGCGGAAAGCCCAAGGACGAAGCCGUGCCAACGAGAACCCUCACCAACGAUAACUCCAUCCAACGCGCCGACACUCGCAAAUCCGUCUCCAGCAUGGUUCUCGCCAAGACUGGCACCGAGGGCGUAGGAAAGUACUCCCUCUGGACCUUGAUCAAAUUCAUUGCCUCCUUCAACAGAGCUGAAUGGAAAUACCUCAUUAUCGGUCUUUUCUUCUCCAUCCUCGGCGGCGGCGGUCAACCAACCCAAGCCUUCCUCUACGCCAAAGCCAUCACCGCUCUAUCCAGGCCCGCAAGCCAAUACGCCGAGCUCCGCAAGGACGCCAACUUCUGGUCCUUGAUGUUCUUCGUUGUCGGAAUCGCGCAAUUCAUCACACUCUCCAUCCACGGCGUCGCAUUCGCCUACUGCUCCGAGCGCCUGAUCUGCAAAGCCCGCGCAAAGGCCUUCCGCAUCAUGCUCCGCCAGGACAUCAAUUUCUUCGACAAGGAAGAGAACUCCACCGGCGCCCUGACUUCCUUCCUCUCCACCGAAACGAAGCACCUCUCUGGCAUCAGCGGAACAACCCUCGGAACAAUCCUAAUGACCUCCACCACCCUUAUCGCCGCCAUCGUCAUCUCCCUCUCCUUCGGCUGGAAACUAGCCCUAGUCUGCAUCUCCGUCGUCCCCGUCCUCCUGGCCUGUGGCUUCUACCGCUUCUACAUGCUUGCCGCAUUCCAGCAGCGCUCAAAGACAGCCUACGAAGGAUCCGCCAGCUACGCCUGCGAAGCCACAUCCGCCAUCCGAACCGUUGCAUCGCUAACGCGCGAAUCAGACGUCUGGACCAUCUACCACGGCCAACUCGACGCGCAAGGCCGCGCAAGCCUGAUCUCCAUCUUCAAGUCGUCCCUGCUCUACGCCGCGUCGCAAGCGCUCGUCUUCUUCUGCGUCGCGCUGGGUUUCUGGUACGGCGGCACCCUCCUCGGCAAAAACGAAUACACAACCUUCCAAUUCUUCGUCUGCUUCAGCGAGAUUCUCUUCGGCGCCCAGUCCGCUGGCACGGUAUUCAGUUUCUCGCCCGACAUGGGUAAAGCCAAGAAUGCGGCGUACGAGUUUCGAAAACUCUUCGAUCGCAGACCCGUUAUCGAUACAUGGUCUGAGGAAGGCGGUGCGCUGGAUAACUGCGACGGCACGAUCGAAUUCCGCGACGUGCAUUUCCGAUACCCUACACGGCCGGAGCAGCCUGUGUUGCGCGGGCUGAAUCUGAGCGUUGCGCCGGGCCAGUACAUUGCGCUCGUCGGGCCGAGUGGGUGUGGAAAGAGUACGACUAUUGCGCUUUUGGAACGGUUCUACGACGCGCUUUCUGGGGGCGUGUUUGUUGAUGGGAAGAACAUCGCGAAUUUGAAUGUUAAUUCUUAUCGGCAGCAUUUGGCGCUUGUGUCGCAGGAGCCGACGCUUUAUCAGGGCUCGAUCAAGGAUAAUAUUCUGCUUGGUAUUGAGGCUGAUGAUGUUGCGGAGGAGUUGCUUGUUAAGGCUUGCAAGGAUGCGAAUAUUUAUGACUUUAUCAUGUCUCUUCCUGACGGCUUCGCGACUAUUGUCGGAAGUAAGGGCGGGAUGUUAUCCGGAGGCCAGAAGCAGCGUGUAGCAAUUGCCCGCGCGCUGCUGCGGAACCCGAAAAUCCUCCUGCUGGACGAAGCUACCUCGGCGCUAGACUCCGAGUCCGAGAAAGUUGUCCAGGCUGCGCUGGAUGCAGCGGCGAAGGGACGGACGACGAUUGCCGUCGCGCAUCGUCUCAGUACGAUCCAGAAGGCGGAUAUCAUUUACGUCUUUGAUCAAGGGCGUAUUGUUGAAAGCGGAACGCACUCGGAGUUGUUGAGGAAUAAGGGGAGGUAUUAUGAGCUGGUUAAUCUCCAGAGUCUUGGAAAGACUCAUUAA
Messenger RNA from Penicillium manginii, 4053 nucleotides. It is a transcript of the gene mdr1, whose product is annotated as ABC multidrug transporter Mdr1. Gene Ontology annotation, molecular function: ABC-type transporter activity; ATP binding; ATP hydrolysis activity. The transcript is spliced from 3 exons. Lineage: Eukaryota; Fungi; Ascomycota; Eurotiomycetes; Eurotiales; Aspergillaceae. Bases 1 to 4053 code for a protein of 1350 amino acids. The record is from RefSeq and is a predicted model, not a curated record. Gene Ontology annotation, cellular component: membrane. Gene Ontology annotation, biological process: transmembrane transport.